AUGCCACCUACAGAUAAAGUUGUAGACCCCGAGGACGCUGAGACACUUCGAAAGUCGGUCUGUCCCCGCAUCUCGCUGGUGCCUGUCCGAUACACCAAAACAAUUCAUUUUGUUCGCCACGGCCAGGGAUUCCACAACGUAGCAGGACAUAUAAACCACGAUAACUACAAGCUAUGGGACUACGCUGACGCGCAUCUGACUGAGCUGGGCUGGGAGCAAGCAACGCAGCUGGGUCGUCAUGUGGCGGCGGUCAAACUACCCGUUGACCUGGUAGUGGUCGCACCCCUGCAGCGGGCACUGGAGACCGCCGUGGCCGCGUUCGGCAGCAAGGAACAAAAUCACCCCCACAACGGUGAUAACGAUAACGGUAACGGUGACAGCCGGGAUGCUGCUGGUGCGACUGCGGAUGGUGGGGAGGACUCGGCGCCGUUGUUGAUGGUGGCGCAGGAGGGGUUGGCGGGCAAGCGGACGGCUCACACGGCGAUAUCCAGCAGGGGCUGUCCGCCCUUCAUUGCCCACGAGCUGUGCCGGGAGCACAUCGGGGUCCAUCCCUGCGAUCGCCGCAGUCCGGUGUCCGAGUACAAGAAGCGUUUUCCUGCUGUGGACUUUUCGCUGGUGGACCCGGAUGAGGAUGCGUUGUGGACUCCAAAUCACAGAGAAACAAAGGACGAAAUCCGCCGCCGCGGCCUUGCGUUUCUCAAAUGGCUAGCGACGCGGCCGGAGCGCAAUAUCGCAGUCGUGUCUCACUCAUCCUUCCUGCACUUCACGCUAUCUUGCUUCGGGCAGGGCGCCGCAGAGGCGGUGCAGGGCGAGAUGCACAAGUGGUACGACAACUGCGAGAUGCGGUCGCUGGUUCUGAGUGAUGACAGUGCGGAGGCCGCGGAGGCGGCGGCGGCGGGAGGUGCUAGGCCGGUGGACCAAUGGCACUUUGCCGGCGGGUUGCAUGCGACGGGCCUGCCCCACUGA
Messenger RNA from Volvox carteri f. nagariensis, 966 nucleotides. RefSeq lists its product as uncharacterized. Gene Ontology annotation, cellular component: cytoplasm. NCBI's taxonomy places the organism in Eukaryota, Viridiplantae, Chlorophyta, Chlorophyceae, Chlamydomonadales, Volvocaceae. Gene Ontology annotation, molecular function: phosphatase activity. The record is from RefSeq and is a predicted model, not a curated record. The transcript is spliced from 5 exons. Bases 1 to 966 code for a protein of 321 amino acids.